CAUAGGGCAUCACUUUCACUAUUCACGCACUCAACAUCUUCUCCAAGUUAGAGGAUUAACAACAGAGAGAUGCAACCCCACACCCAGCCCCCGCAACCUGAAGCUUCCAGUUCAAGAGCCGUCCACAUCCCCUCAGACCCAGCUCCGCCUCGACCAUGCCUCACAAAUGAUGCUAUUGUGUCAAGGUGGCAAAGCUCACCCGGUUUUCAGUAUUUUUGGGCCUGGAUAAAAAGGAGAUGUGACCGAUUGAAAGGGAAAGAGAUCAUAAGAGGUCCAUUUGACCAUAGUGCACAUGGAAUACGAAGCCUUAUGAAUAUGCUGGAUCAAAUGACUAGCUGGGUAGAAGAUGCAACUCCUCAGCCGCAAUCCAAUCAGAGGUUUGGCAAUCUUGCAUUCAGGACAUACAAUAAACUGCUACAAGAGAGAUUACCCCCGCUGAUUGAUUCAUGGGAUAUCCCUUCCAACCUUCGUUCUCAAUUGCUUCCUUUAUUUAUCAAUUCUCAUGCUUUCGGACACCCGACGAGACUGGAUUAUGGGACGGGUCACGAGCUCGCGUUUGUACUCGGCUUAUGGUGCUGUGUCGUCCCUGGAUGGGUUGGCGGUGACAAUGGGACUGAGGAAGAGGAGGACGAAUUGAUUUUGAGAGUAUUCACUAGGUACCUUGAAUUAACAACUUUUCUGCAGAAGACGUACAACCUAGAACCUGCAGGGUCACAUGGAGUAUGGGGCUUAGAUGAUUAUUGUUUCUUACCCUACCUCUUCGGCUCGGCUCAACUUCUAGGCUCAAACCUCACUCCUUCAGCUUCAUUAUCACUGGCUCUCUCCCAUCACCCAUCUGCCACCUCGCCUCCUUCUGCACCCAUAACCGACCUCUAUACCCUCUCCCUCCACCAUCUCACGCUUUUCAAGUUUGGCGCCUCCUUCUCAGAGCACUCUCCAUUACUGUAUUCCUUGUCCCAAAUGCCCAAUUGGGUAAAGCCGCAUGGAGGUUUGAAGAAGAUGUUUUUAGGAGAGGUGGUUGGUAAGAGGGUUGUGGUACAGGGUAUUUGGGUAGGGGGAUGGUGUUGGGGCGAGGAUGUGCCGAAUGUAGAAGAGAGAGGAGAUAAAAACGAGGGUAAAGGAACGGAUGCGGGUACUAAGGCACCGUGGGCGCGCUAAAUCUAAAGUAUCUAAUGAAUGAGUCUGCUCCAUAAAAUUGAGCCAGGAAAGUGAUUACAAGAAGUUGCUCAUGCACAUUUGCACUUAGACGGACCGGCCCUACAUAACAUAUAGACAAUAAUAAAAGCCAAGCG
Molecule: messenger RNA, 1292 nt
Organism: Cryptococcus deneoformans JEC21
Lineage: Eukaryota; Fungi; Basidiomycota; Tremellomycetes; Tremellales; Cryptococcaceae
Product: protein phosphatase type 2A regulator, putative
Exons: 5
Coding region: 70-1158 (362 amino acids)
Biological process (GO): mitotic spindle organization
Cellular component (GO): protein phosphatase type 2A complex; nucleus; cytoplasm
Molecular function (GO): peptidyl-prolyl cis-trans isomerase activity; protein tyrosine phosphatase activator activity
Source: RefSeq, a predicted model, not a curated record